AUGCUAUGGUGAUCAGCCCUCUGCCUCAUUGCUUUUGCUCCGGCUUUGAGAGACUUUCCACACGGCCCAGGGACAAAGGAUAGCCUCCCAGGACGUGGAGGAGGAGGAGUAGGGUGAGGAACGGGCAGCUCCAGGGCUCAGGCCUCUGGGUGCUUCCUGAGCGGUUUUCUGUGUUUGUUUGAGUGUUUGUUUGUACCCAAACGCAGCCAUGGUGAAGCUAGCUAAUCCGCUGUACACCAGCUGGAUUCUGGAGGCCAUCAGGAAGGUCAAGAAGCAAAAGCAAAGGCCUUCAGAGGAGCGGAUCUGCAAUGCCGUGUCUAUGUCGCACGGCCUGGACCGCAAAACGGUCUUGGAACACCUUGAGCUCAGCGUCAAAGAUGGAUCCAUCCUUAAGGUGUCCAACAAGGGCCUCAAUUCCUACAAGGAUCCGGACAAUCCGGGCCGUCUGGCUCUUCCCAAGCCGCGAGGCGGUGCUGGUGCUGGUGCUGGAGGUGGAGGUGGGGGUGGAGGUGGAGGUGGCGGUGGGGGUGGCGCCGGCGGUGGUGGUGGAGGUGGAGGUGGAGGAAGCAGCAGCACCUCUAGUUCUUCCAAAAAACCAGGCCUGGACUGGAACAAGCUGAUCAAACGCGCCCUGGAGGGGCUCCAUGAGGCUGGAGGCUCGUCCCUGAAGAGCAUCGAGCGCUUCCUAAAGUGCCAGGCCGAUGUGGCCGGCUACCUCUCGGGCAGUGGUUCCAUGGGGCCCGGCCUGUUCCACCAGCAGCUCAGGCUGGCGCUGAAGCGGGCCGUAGCCCACGGGCGAGUGGUCAAGCAGGGGCCGCUCUUCAGGCAGGUCAGCCGCAGCUCCCAGAACGACGGCACCGGCUGCGUCUCGCUGGACUCGCUGCCCCCUGUCCGCCUGCUGCCGCACGAGAAGGAUCGGCCCGUGGCCGAGCCCAUCCCCAUCUGUAGUUUCUGUCUGGGGACCAAGGAGCAGAACCGGGACAAAAAGCCCGAGGAGCUCAUCUCCUGCGCUGACUGUGGCAACAGCGGCCACCCGUCCUGUCUGAAGUUUUCCCCGGAGCUGACGGCGCGGGUCAAGGCUCUGUGGUGGCAGUGCAUCGAAUGCAAAACCUGCAGCAGCUGCCAGGACCAGGGCAAAAAUGCGGAAAACAUGUUGUUCUGUGACUCCUGUGAUCGAGGUUUUCACAUGGAGUGCUGUGACCCACCACUGACGCGAAUGCCAAAAGGUAUGUGGAUCUGUCAGAUCUGCAGACCAAGGAAAAAGGGAAGAAAGCUCUUGCAUGAAAAAGCAGCACAAAUCAAAAGGCGGUACAAUGCGCCACUGGGACGACCGAAGGGCAGACCGGGUCGCCCUUUUAAGAAGCUACGCGGAGGUGGACGUGGCCGGCGGAGGAGAGGUGCUGGGGACCAUCGUUCCCAAGGCUCGUCUUCCCCGCACUCUUCCUCCAGUUCAUCGUGUGAGGGUUACCCCGGCGACGACCGCCUGCUUUUCUCGCACCAAGACGACGACUCCGCGCAGGGCAGCCUGCGCUUCAACAAGAAAACGAAGGGUUUGAUCGACGCCCUCACCAAAUUCUUCACGCCCUCGCCGGACGGCCGAAAAGCCCGUGCCGAAGUGGUCGACUACUCGCAGCAAUACCGCAUCCGCAAGAAGAAGAGAGAUGCGGACGGUAGGACAGGAGACAAUCAGGAUUGUGGCGAUGACUGGCGAGAGGACGAGGACAAGCUGCCGGGUCACGAGAACCUGACAGAAAAGGAUGUGGAGCUUUUCAGACACAUCCAGGAACUGGCACUGCAGAAAGUCGGCGUGACUGGGCCUCCGGACCCCCAGAUGCGAUGUCCCUCCGUCAUAGAGUUUGGAAAGUAUGAGAUUCAGACGUGGUAUUCAUCGCCGUACCCUCAGGAGUACAGCAGACUUCCUAAACUCUAUCUGUGCGAGUUUUGCCUGCGGUACAUGAAAAGCCGCAGUAUUCUGUACCAGCACAUGCGCAAGUGCACCUGGUUUCACCCGCCUGCCAACGAGAUCUACAGGAAGGACGACGUCUCUGUGUUUGAGGUGGACGGUAAUGUCAGCACAAUAUACUGUCAGAACCUCUGUCUGCUGGCCAAGCUGUUCCUGGACCAUAAGACGCUUUACUACGACGUGGAGCCCUUCCUGUUUUACGUGCUCACGCAGAACGACUCCAAGGGUUGUCACCUCGUUGGCUACUUCUCAAAGGAGAAGCAUUGCCAGCAGAAGUACAACGUGUCCUGCAUCAUGAUUCUUCCACAGUAUCAGCGCAAGGGCUACGGACGGUUCCUCAUCGACUUCAGUUACUUGUUGUCCAAGCGAGAGGGUCAGCCGGGUUCUCCAGAGAAGCCUCUGUCUGACCUCGGCCGGCUGUCCUACAUGGCUUACUGGCGCAGCGUGGUGCUGGAGUGUCUGCAUGAAGUGCGAGACAAGAAGCUCACCAUCCGCCGACUCAGCAAGAUCACUGGCAUUUGCCCUCAAGACAUCACAGCCACCCUGCAGAACCUCAACAUGUUGGAGUACAGAGGGGGCCGGCUCGUGCUGGUUCGCAGAGAGAAGCUGGUGGCGACUCACAUGGCGCGGCUCCAGGCGCGGCCGCGGCAGCUGGAGGUCGACCCGGACUGCUUGCGCUGGACGCCGGUCAUCGUCACCAACACGGUAGUGUCCGAGGGGGAAGGGGACGAAGACGACGAUGACGAGGAGGAAGAGGACAGAGAGCAGGAAAGCAGCAAAGAGGCAAAGUCCAGUCACAAAAGUCCUCCACUGUCCUGGAAUGUAAGAGCAGAAAGGGAGGAAGAUGAAGACAAAAAAUGCUUCCCGUCGUUCUCAAACAGCCAACGCUCUCCAGCCUCGUCCCCCUUACACAACAGCCUCCCGAGCCCUGAUCACUCACCUGUUCAGGCAAACGGUGAGCGCAGGGGGCGCGGCCGCCCUCCCAAAAACUGGCUGUGGGGAAAAGUCAAAGACCGGCCUCGGCAGGGUCCAGGGCGGCCCCGGAAAAUGAGGCCUGACGAAGACGAGGAUGAAGAAUACAGAUCUCCGGGGAACAAGGUGACGGCAUCCUCCAUCUCUCCACCCACCUUGUUCGCCUCAGACAACGAGCCGAACUCUGCGUCAGAACAGCCUACGGAAAUCCCCCGGCACCCUGCGAUUCCACCCCAGCGCAGCAGAGGGCGGCCCCCACGGAAAAAGCGAGGCCCCAAACGCAGGCUGAGUGAUGAGGGGGAGGAGGGUACGUUGCCAGCAACUGCAAGGCUGAGCGAGACUCUACCUACCCGAGAGUCUUGUUCUAGCGAGAGCAGUGAGGAGGAGGAGGAAGAGGAGGAAGAAGAGGAAGAGGAGGAUUUCGAUGAAGAAAUGGGCACUCGCUCCCCUCCUGUACUGACCAAGCCAACAUUAGGGCUCAAAUGCAAGAAGCAGGUGAGGAAGCGACGCAUACGGCAGCGCAAUCAUCCCCACAGCAGCGUCGUCACUGAAACGAUCUCGGAGACUACAGAGGUUCUGGACGAGUCCUUUGUGGACUCUGACAAUGAGAGGCCCAUGCCUCGGCUAGAGGAGGAGACUCCGUUUGGAAACGCCCUCCGCUGUUACCCACCUGCCCGCAAACACUUGGAUCCAGCCCCAAAAAGGGUCCGCCCAGCCAAUCUCUCAGAGUCUGAAGAAGAUGAUCCCACUCCUGUGCUGAAGCCAGUUGCUGGCCUGAGGAGGCCAGAGAAGACGGAGGAAGGAGAGGUAGUGGAAGCCCCUGUCAUCACACCAGAGGCCCCAGUGAAGAAGAAAAAAGGCUGGCCUAAGGGCAAGAGCCGCAAGCCCCCACACUGGACGAAGCGUCCUGGGAAAAAACCUGGUAGUGAGGGCGACCAGGUUGCUGACACCAGCCUGACAGCUCAGUCCUCUGAGGACCCGCCACCUCAAAAGAUCAAGGGGAAACCUGGCAGGAAGCCUCGGAGCUAUUACCUGCAGCGGGCCCAGGAGGAGGCUGCCAGGCAGGAGCUGGAGCGAAGCCGCCUGGCUCAGCUGCAGUUGGAAAAGCCUCCGCUGGAGGACCGGGCUUGCAAGAGGAGAUCCUCCGAUCUUGACAGCGAGAAGCGCAAAGACUCAGACGAGGAAGAUGAUUUCCUCCAAAAGACGACAGAACCGCCCAAACCGAGGAGGCGAGGAAGGCCACCAAAAAACUUGAACCUCCAGCCUCCGGCCCCCAAACCACCCCCGCCUUCAGAGCCGGAUGAAGAAGAUGAGGUGGAAGAUCAAGAUCAAGCAUGGACUGAGGAGAAGCCUAGCCGUCCACCUUCUCGCACCUUGUCUCAGUCUUCCAGCUCCAGAGUCCCUCAGAGCAGAGACGAGGACAUGGCUGACCCGGAGGAGGAUGAGGAGAGGGACGAUGAGGAUCACAGCGACCCAGGCAGCAGGAGAACGGCAGCAGCACCCGGCAGCCGGAGGAGUGACGAUCAUGAUGCAGAUGACGAAGGCGAUGGCCGGCUAGAGGAGAAAAGUGACUGCAGCAAGCGGAGGAAGAGCCAGGAGUCUGAGGAGGAGGAUGAAGAAUUGGAGGACGAGGAAGAGGAGGAACAGUCGUCCCCUGCUCGGUCACCGCCCGUGAAAGAAGAACCCCAGACCACGGGGGAAGGUUUUUUAGACAUGCAGACGAGCACGGCACAGGAGUACGUCAGUAAGCAGGAAGAAGAAGAGGAGGAGGAAGAGGAGGAAGAACCAGAUGAGGUGCAGGAGGUGAAAACCCGUUCAGACGACUCGCAAGAUGAACGGCGGCGUCGGGAACAGGAGGAAUCUGAUGCCGCUGCUGCUGCCGUGGAAACAGUAACAUCCAUCGCGGUCCCUUCUGAACCACCGGACCUUCAGGCACUAGAAGAUAAAUCCGUCCUGAUGAUGGAGACGGAACAUCAGCACGCCAGUACUGAGUUCAAGGAUGAGCUUAGUAGCCACCAUCAGCAUGACCACCACAGCAGUGAGCUGGACCUGGAGACCGUCCAGGCCGUCCAGUCGCUCACGCAAGGAGAAGCCCAGGAUGAAGAAGCGGAGCAGCACGGUGCGUACCAGGACUGUGAGGAGACUCUGGCUGCCUGCCGUACUUUGCAGAACUACAGCCACGGGGAGGGAGAAGAAGAAGCUCUUGCAAUGGUGGAGGACUGUAGUGCUUCUCAGCACAACAGCCCCAUGCCUAACCCACCCAUGCCCCCUUUAGCCAGUCAGUCUGUACGGUCAGUAAACAGCCCUGGGAUGACCCCUGGACCUAUGGAGACGGGCACAGGGGUGCCUGGACCUGCAGGGACGGGAGGGGGAACUGGAGGAGGAUACACCCAGAUAACUCCGGAGCACCCUAGUUCGCUUUCAGCGCCGUCUUUGCAGAACAUGGAGACUUCACCCAUGAUGGACGUCCCUUCUGUUUCGGAUCACUCACAGCAGGUGGUGGACAGCGGUUUCAGCGACUUGGGCAGUAUCGAGAGCACCACAGAGAACUAUGACAACCCCAGCAGCUACGACUCCACCAUGGGCAGUGGAGGUAGUGGAGGCAGUGGAGGUGGCAUGUCCGUGUCUGUAGCGGCUGCUUCCUCGUCUGCUUCCUCUUCAUCCUCCACCCCAUCCUCCUCCUCCUCGCAAGGCAACAGCUGUUCCUUCGUCUCCACCCCGGGACUGUCGUCUUCCAGUGCUGCCGUGAAUUCCCAGUUAGGUAUGGGCAGUUGCAGUUUGAUUCAGCAGGCUACUCCUGGCCCAAACAGUGGCAAUUCUGGCUCCAAUUCUGGUGCCGCUGUCCCACAGCCUCCGCCCCCACCUCCUCCACCCGCAGCAAACACCCCAAGCUGUGGCAUUAAGUCUCCACAGAGCUGCGUUAUCGAAAGGCCUCCGAGUGCCAGCCAGCAGCAACAGCAGCAGCAGCAGCAACAACAACAAAAGAAGGUUUCCCAGCAGCAGCAACAGCAGCAGCAACAGCCAAACCAACCUCAGACCCAAGCUCCACCUUCAGCACCCCCUCCCCCACCGCCCCAGCAGCAGCCUUUAUCCCAGUGCAGCAUGGGAAACGGCUUUGCCUCCACACCAAUGAUAAUGGAGAUCCCUGAAAGCGCAGGGAGCAGCGGAAGUGGACGAAGUCUCUACGACCGCAUGGGCCAGGACUUUGGUGCUGGAGGCUACGCCCAGCCAUCGGCCACCUUCAGCCUGGCCAAACUCCAGCAGCUCACCAACACAAUCAUGGACCCCCACGCCAUGCCUUAUUCUCAUUCAGCUGCCGUCACGUCUUACGCCACCAGCGUCUCUCUGUCCAGCCCGGGUUUGGCUCAGCUUGCUUCUUCUCCUCACCCUCCGCUUCCACAGGCCCAGGCUACCAUGACCCCGCCCCCCAACCUUAGCUCUGGCUCCAUGAACCUUGGCUCUCCUCUAAUUCAGUGCAACAUGCCGGGGGCAAAUAUUGGCCUUCCUCCGCCGCCCCACACCCAGCGUCUCCAGGGUCAAAUGGCCACAGUAAAAGGCCACAUCUCCAUCCGCUCCAAAGCCUCCCAAAUCCCUGCCGGGUCCCCACACCAGCAGCAGCUUUACGGCCGUAGCUCCGGCCCGGUGGCCAUGCAGGGCUCCCCUAGGACUCUAGCUGUCCAGCGUGGCAUGAUGACCAAUCUCAUGCCCACUCCAGCCGCCUACAACUCCAUGAACAUGAACCCCCUAAAUGCGGCCAUGUCGGCCGGCUACCGAAUGCCCCAGCCCAUGAUGAACAGCGGUUACCACGGCAACCCGCCUUACAUGAACCAACCGGCCCAGUACCCCAUGCAGAUGCAAAUGGGCAUGAUGGGAGGCCAGGCGUACCCCCAGCAGCCUAUGCAGCCCAAUCACCACGGCAACAUGAUGUACGCAGGGCCCUCGCACCACAGUUACGCCGGAGUCCCCAAACAGUCGCCUUACAUGAGCAGAUGAGCAAGUUAGCAUAGAACAUGUGCAGAGAAAGAGAGGAGAGUGUUGUGAAAAAGAAAAGACAUUAAUCCCCCCUGCAGAAUUGGACUCGCAUACUCUCUGUAUUGUUUUCAGAGCGCACCCGUCUUCCCAGGCCCUUGGCAAUGGUGGCUGGCUCGAAGCGGGUUUGACGUGUGGGCGUGGCGGGACAGGAAGGUGCAGCAGCUGCGGAGGUUUCAAUGUUUUAACUUCUCUUGUAUGUUGUGGUCAUUAAAUUCUGUCCCGGGGGUUUGGCUCCCUCAGAGCCUCGCCCAGCAGCUGUGGCUGAGCUGACCCAAGGCGGGGAAACGGUGUGAACGGACAAGUAUCGCGACGUACCAACGGGGCGGCACACUCUCCCCUCCGAACAGCAUCCACUUGCGGAGCGGAGGAAGCAACCAAGCAGCUGCAAGGAGGAAGAGGACCUUAAUUUUUCCGAACGGGGAAACUUACAUUUGACGUUGUUGGCGAACAUGCACCGAACCAUGCACACGGUCUUUGGAAUUGAUAUAGGAAGCCUUACCUGAAAAAAAUUGACAAAACAGUUGUAGAUGGACUUUGCUCUUUUAUUAUUAUUAUUAUUAUUAUUGUUAUAAUUAUUAUUAUUAUUAUUACCACCUUUUGUUUAUUUUUUAAAUACGUUCUCGUUUUUCGGAUGACAGUUGAACUGCUUUGUGUUUCAGUCUAGCCUCAUGCUUAGUUUAAAUAUAUAUAAAUAUAUAUGUGUGGCUAUACUUUGAGGGGGGGAUCCACACAUUUUUUGCUCUUAUAAACAUUCUCAACCAUAGAACACACACACACACACACACACACACACACACACACACACACACACAUUUCUAAAGCCACUUCAGAGUCAAGGUGGAGGCACUUCUGUAUGUGUGUGAUGUAGAGCCGUCACGGAGACACCAUGAAAAGUAUCCAGUAAUCCGUGUCUUCCCAGUUUGCAGUAUAGGACCGCAUGUAUUCUGAUUCGGUAAAGGCCGGCAGAGGAAAACGGAGGCUCCGUAUAGAGUUGUAUGUCCAUAAGUAGCGAGAGAAAGUACCGAACUAGGACGGGCGGACUGGGCCGAACAAGUGCGCCUGUGAAACUCUUAGAUGUAAAUAUUCUGGUACUUCCUGAUUCACAGCACAGACUCCCGAAAUGUAACGUGAGCACCCUUCGUCAUAGACACUCCACUAGAGGGCAGUCGAAUCAAGGGAGAAUUUACACGGUGGAAAUUUCGUUUUUUGCCUUUUUUUUUUCCUUUUUUUUAAUUUUAUUUAAACGACCAUGCAAGAGUGACCGCUACGUCUGCGUCCCGUACGCGCCGGUAUCGCUGUACGUUUAACCCACUGCAGUAAACGAUGGCUUAUACUGUCACAACAGAUCACGGACUGCUUCGUUAGCGCUUCGUACCGCAGGAGACGUGGAUAGUCCGCGGCGGCGCGCACCGAGACUCGCGCCGGCAUCUCCGUUAAUGUGCAUGUCGUACAGGGACGGUUACCAGUAUAGGACAAGGGGCAGAGAAUCUCCUGCGUAUUCAAUGUCCAGUAUUCUGUCGAUAUGAGGAUUCUUUCUUAAGACCUGAUGUUUUCAUAUUUGUUAUUUGUGUGGUUGUUUUUUUUUUUUUGGGUUUUUUUUUUUGUUUCGUUUUUUGUUUUUUCUGUUUUGUUUCUUUUAAUUUUCUGAAUUUUAUCAGACUGGGCAGCUUUCUUUUAUGACACAAGCUGACUCUUUUUGACUUUAGCAAACUUAUUGUAGAGAAAAUGUUUUUUCUAUAAUAUAAAACAAAAAAUUCUGACAUGGAUAUUGGUACUGUCAUUUUUUUCACUUCUGUUUCAGGAAAAAAAAAAAAAACUACAUAUUUUUUAGCUCAACUCUUGGGGUAAUAUUAAGAAAUUCAAAACUAAAAAAAUAACAGCUCACUUCUAGUGAAUAAGAUGCCUUUAACCUUUCCAUUCCAUCUCAUCUCUAGAGUUUUCUAUCUUUGUGUAGUAUAUUAAUGCUAUUUUAAAACAAAAAUGAAACGACAAAUAUCUAAAGGUCAUUUCGCCUUUUUUUUUUUUUUUUUUUUUUUUUUUUUGGUUUCCCCCUUAAAUUUUUAUUUUUUUUUGGUUUAUUUUUUUUUCUCGUGUGUGUGUAUAGGACGACUUCCGUACAUCUAAGAGGCAUGUAAAAAUGAGCUCAGUAUGUUUCUGUCUGUUUAUAUUGCUUCCCUUUUUGUAUCCUUUGUAAUUGUACAUGGUGAGUUGUAAGCUAAGAGAGAGUGCGGUAGAUGGAGAGAAAGCGGAGCAGUGGCAGGACGCUCCUUAAUGGUCAGUAGCACCUGCCUUCCUCUCUCUCCUCUCUAUUUCGUCCCUGUAUGUAUUUCCAUUUAUUUGUUCCUUUUCUUUAUUUCUUAGCAAGUACUUUCAAAGAACUCUGUACAUUUUAACAUGAAACAAAAAUAAAUUAUGUUGAGCCAUU
This is a messenger RNA of Pygocentrus nattereri (red-bellied piranha), 9392 nucleotides long. RefSeq names its product K(lysine) acetyltransferase 6A (gene kat6a). Lineage: Eukaryota; Metazoa; Chordata; Actinopteri; Characiformes; Serrasalmidae. Bases 209 to 6928 code for a protein of 2239 amino acids. Gene Ontology annotation, biological process: regulation of DNA-templated transcription; nucleosome assembly. Gene Ontology annotation, cellular component: MOZ/MORF histone acetyltransferase complex; nucleosome. The transcript has 16 exons. Gene Ontology annotation, molecular function: histone acetyltransferase activity; DNA binding. The record is from RefSeq and is a predicted model, not a curated record.